Molecule: messenger RNA, 3162 nt
Organism: Chlamydomonas reinhardtii
Lineage: Eukaryota; Viridiplantae; Chlorophyta; Chlorophyceae; Chlamydomonadales; Chlamydomonadaceae
Exons: 7
Coding region: 591-2012 (473 amino acids)
Source: RefSeq, a predicted model, not a curated record
AACAGCGACCACACGGGGCAUUAGUACAUUUGUUUUAUGUAGACAAGAAUAUAUUUUUGAGUACGUCAAGGCGUUUGCUCCAGCGCGCUAGCAAACGUAGCGGGCCCAGCUGCAUUGUGGCGACAGCCCGCACAGCCCCCGAGCGCGCCACGAACCAAGACCCUGCCGGCGCUGCCCUACAUAUAUUUCUGAUGCUCUGCUUCAUCUAAAUACAAGAUACAGGCCCCAAAGGCAUACCCGCCUCGAGUUGGCACGGUCGGACGAGGAUUUAGCCUCGGUCCUGCGAGUCUCACGUCGUUACUGACUAGACGGAGACCGCUUCCUAAGCUCACAUACUUCAACUUCCAGCUCGAGCGGUUAAAAUGCCCAAGUCGCUGGCCAGCGGCCACACCAGUCAGAGUGCCGGGCUUUUCGCCGGUCAUCGCUUGGUCUUAGCACUUCUGCUGGCAUGCUUCGCGCGUCAAAGCACCUGCCUAAGCGUCAGCUUACAUCCAAGCGAUGUUGAUGAUUCGUCGGUGCUCGACUCAGACGGUGCCUGGUCGCGCCUCAAGGGGGCGGGCUCGCACUUCCGACAGCGCGAGCUGUUGGGCAUGCGACAACAAGUAGAGUCUGGCGGCGCGGAGACAGGGUCCUCAGAGCAGGAUGGUAGCCGCGACGACGGAAUCUCUGUACCACGGAGACAGCUGCAAGCGCGGAGGAGCCGGCCACCGCGUACGCCCCGGCCGCCUCCCAAUGACAUCGGCUCGCGGUCUGUUUCACCCCCGCCUCCGUCGCCGCAGCCCCCCUCCCCUCCUCCACCACCAUCUCCCACGCCGCCACUGCGGCGGCACCGGCGGCGAAGCCCCUCGCCUCCUCCUUCCGACAUCGAGGCGCGUGGGCUUGACCAGCCGCCGCCCCCUACCUCCCCGCCUCCUCCACCCCCUCCCUCUCCCCCUCCGCCCGCGCCACCUCCACCCUCGCCCCCUCCACCCUCGCCUCCUCCGCCCUCGCCCCCGCCCCCCUUGCCCCCGCCCCCCUCUCCGCCGCCCCCCUCUCCCCCACCCCCCUCUCCCCCGCCUCCGUCUCCCUCGCCCCCGUCCCCGCCGCGCCCGCCUCGCGCGCCGCUGCCCAAACCCGACGUCGACUACCUGGGAUGGACGGGCCCCAUUGACCUGACCACACUCAAGACGUACGACAAGACGGAUCCGGCAAUUGAUGCCGGUCUGGACAUAUGGAUCAUUGCAGGCCAGUCCAACGCCGUGGGUGAGAACAUGCAGGGCUCACGGCCCGCCUGCUGCUCGCCCGUCCCCGGCAAGCUGCUGACGUUCAACCUGGGCAACAACCCCACCAACCAGUGGCGCGACGCCACGCCCUGUGUGGGCUGCAUCAGCCGCGGCGCCAACCCCGCCUUCUACGACUCGUGUGGCCCCGACCUGGGCUUUGGGCGGGUGCUGCUGCAGCUGGGCGUGAGCGGCCGCGUGGGGUUCGUGCCCACGGCGGCGGGCGGCACCAACCUGGCAGACAUGUGGUGCCCGGGCUGUCCGCUUUACAAGGACAUGGCGCAGACGGUGGUGCGCGCCAUGCGGGCGGCGGGGCCCAACGCCCGCCUGCGCGGCAUGCUGUGGGUGCAGGGCGAGAGCGACGCCAACAACGACUGGAACGCCGCCGCCUACGGCGCCCGCUUCGCCGCCUUCCUGGCGGCGGUGCGGCAGGACUUUGCGCCGUACAUGUCGUACGCCGGCGCGCCGGCGGGCGGUCUGCCGGUGGUGAUGGCUGUGAUGAGCACGUGGAAGCGCGCCGACAUCUUCCCCUACAUCCAGGAGGUGCGGGACCAGCAGCUCAGCUUCAACGGCACCAACGUGCUCAAAGUGGACAUGGCGAACUACGGCUUCUACCUGCAGUCCAUGCGCAACCCUUACCAGCCCGACCAGGUGUGGUGGGACCAGGCCAUCCACCUCACGCAGCAGGGCGCCUGUGACAUGGGCGGAGACAUGGCGGCGGCAUGGGCCGCAUCCGGGCUGCAGCCCUGGUAGCGGGCCCAGCGGGAGCAGCAGCACCGCCGCCUCACAGCAGUAGGCGGCGCCAGCUGCUGCAGCAGCCGGGAAGCAGGCGGUGGCGGUGAUGGCGACGGCUGCUGCAGCGUCAAAGGUCCCCGACUGUCCGGGCCCAGGCUGCUUCAGCCGCACGUCUGCAGCAGCAGCAGUAGCAGCGGGAGGUGUCAGCUGCUGCUGUCGCCACGGCGUGGCAUGGCAGGCAUGGUGUAUGCACGUCACACAGCGAGGUCAGGCAGGGACUAACUCAGAACAAGUGUACAUACGGAAGAGAGGAAAGGGCUUUUACCAAAUCAGGCCCCGCACCCAGUGUAGUAAACGGUGCCAGCAACGGUUUGCGCGCGCGUUUGUGUGUGUGUGUGUGUGUGUGUGUGUGUGCUUCAAAGUAAAGAACAGUGCCAAGUGUCUGGAAGGUAGCGUUUUGGCUUAUGACAGCAUGAGCGUUUGUGCAGUUGCAUGAAUUGUCCCGACCGUCAGCAGAUUGAUCCACUGACACCCGAUGAACGGUAUUUGACCUUAAAUGACAUGGGCUGUAGCGGACACAGCCCCGUCACGAUUGAUUUGUUGCAUAGCCAAUAUCACUGCACCACAGUGUGGGGUGCAAGCCGCUCGUCCCCAAGUAUCAUCAUACGAUGUACUAUUGCAAUCACUGUGUAGCACAUGGCUUGGCACGGGGCGACGUGGGCGAGUAGACGAAAGCUGCGGCUUGUGUGCUGGCACUGGCGCAGCACACGCAGCACAUUCUCUUAAAACUAAGGGCCACUUGGUGGCUGAUUUAUUCUUUCCUUGAGUCUUGACUCCCAUUGUGGAAUUGAUGGGCACGGCGCACUAGCCACCGGGUUAAGAGGCGAGGAGUCGUGGAGCAGAGGUUGCUCUCAGAGGGGGUCACAGCGGUGUCGCGCCCACACCUACUGAACUACCUUGCGUACUGCUGGGGCGAACUGCGUGCCGUAUCUUGACAAGCUGGAAGAAGCGCUUUGUCUUGCGGUUUGUUGGAGUAUUGGACUUGGACUCGCGGUUGGACUGACGCUACGAUGCCUGCAGAUGGGCGGAGCCGCGGAGGCAAUUGCGCCCGCAGCCUCCUUUGGUUCCCUUGACGCCAUGGCUGGCUCGAAUGUAACACGCAGGCUGG